Molecule: messenger RNA, 882 nt
Organism: Salarias fasciatus (jewelled blenny)
Lineage: Eukaryota; Metazoa; Chordata; Actinopteri; Blenniiformes; Blenniidae
Gene: nts
Product: neurotensin
Exons: 4
Coding region: 174-653 (159 amino acids)
Cellular component (GO): extracellular region
Molecular function (GO): neuropeptide hormone activity
Source: RefSeq, a predicted model, not a curated record
GGGGUCUGCGAGAAAAAAGCAGCAGCACAGAAGAAGAAGAAGAAGACGACGACCUUUCCAUCUUCCACCUGCGUCUGACCCUCAACCUUAUGGACUAGACUCCUCUUCAGGCCACCUCUCCAGCCUUCCUCUUUUGUUGUUGGAUUUUUUUAAAGUAGUUUCUCCUGCUCACGAUGCAGCCGCAGCUGGCGUGUGUGCUUCUCCUCUGUCUCACGUACGGCGCCCUCUGCACAGAUGUUGACCAGGAGCAGCGAGCGCUGGAAGAGGAGCUACUCAGCAGCCUCUUCACCUCCAAGAUGAAGCACAAUAAGCAGAGUGCCCCCUACUGGCGUGUGUCGCUGGCCAACCUGUGCAGGAUGGUGAGCGGCCUGAGGCAGGAGGUGUGGAAUGGCGAGGAGGAGGCGGAGGAGGAGGCGGAGGGCGAGCUGACGGAGGGAGGCCUCCAGCUGCUGGGGGAGCUGUACAGCCUGCAACACAUCUGCAGAGCGCUGCAGAGCAGGGAGGAGAGGCUACUCCAAGACUCUCUAGAAUAUUCGGAGGAGAGCAACGACUCGCCGCUGAAACGGAAAUCGCCGUACAUCCUGAAGAGGCAGGCGGGCCACAGCACCAAGUCCCGGAGGCCGUACAUCCUGAAGAGGAGCGCAGUGUACUGACGGCCCGGCGGGGGGCGCUGUCAGGGGCUCGCACCGUGUACUUCCUGUGAUGACGUGAUCGUGUCUCUCCUCUGUCUCCUCGUGGCUACACAUGGUUUCUCCUUCUCUCCUCACCCUGUUGAUUUUAUUUUGAUUUAUUUUGAUUGUACGUCCGGCAUCGAGUCCUGUGGUUAUUCCUCUCCUGGAAAGAAAAUCCCGAGCAUCAAGCGAGCGGCGCAUCCCUGAAAAA